Molecule: messenger RNA, 1242 nt
Organism: Triticum urartu
Lineage: Eukaryota; Viridiplantae; Streptophyta; Magnoliopsida; Poales; Poaceae
Source: RefSeq, a predicted model, not a curated record
AUGCACAACCUCGUAUGCGCCGCUUUGCUCUUCUUCCUCCUCCUCCUCUCGUCGUCCAAGCCGGCGAUCUCUUCCCCCUCCGGCGGCCAUCGCUACAAGUCCAUCUUCAGCUUCGGCGACUCCUUCACCGACACGGGCAAUAACCCCGUCGUCUUCGGAUGGUACAACGUGUUCAACCACGUCAUGCGGCCUCCGUACGGCACCACCUUCUUCGGCCGCCACACCGGCCGCAACGGGGACGGGCGGCUCAUCAUCGACUUCAUCGCUGAAAACCUGGGCCUGCCGUAUGUGCCGCCCACCCUGGUUCACAACGGCAGCUUCCGCCGAGGUGCCAACUUCGCCGUGGGAGCCGCCACGGCCCUUGACGCCGGUUUCUUCCAUGAGAGAGACAUCCCCGGUGGCUCCAGCAAGUUCCCAUUCAACACCAGCCUAGGGGUGCAGCUGGAGUGGUUCGAGUCCAUGAAGCCCUCCUUGUGCCGCACAGCCCGAGUUUACAUCUGCAUCUAUCAUGCAUUAGACCACAAGUCAACGCUUGAUGAGAACACAAAUGAUAUGCAUCUUGCAUUGCAUCCAGAGUGCAAGAAAUUUUUCGGCAGAUCCCUCUUCUUGGUGGGCGAGUUCGGAGUCAACGACUAUCACCUCUCGUUCCAACGGAAAACGGUGCAGGAAGUGCGGUCUUUCGUUCCAGAUAUCGUCGCCACCAUCUCCACCGCCAUCGAGAGGCUGAUCAAGCACGGAGCGAGAAGCCUGGUGGUUCCCGGCGUGAUCCCGUCGGGAUGCUCGCCGCCCAUCCUGACCAAGUUCGCCGACGCACCACGGGCAGCAUACGACUCCAAAACCGGCUGCCUGACAGCACACAACGAGCUGGGGCUGUACCACAACGCGCUGCUGCAGGCGGCGCUGUCCAGGCUUCGGGCCAACCACCGCAACGUCAAGAUCAUCUACGCCGAUUUCUUCGGCCCAAUCAUGGAGAUGGUGGAAUCGCCGCACAAGUUCGGUUUUGAAGAGGACGUACUUAUGGUGUGCUGUGGAGGGCCUGGAAGGUACCGAUUCACCUCCACGUUUAGAUGCGGCGAUGCAGCCGCGACGACGUGCCCGGAUCCGUCUGCUCGGCUGUACUGGGACGGCGCCCACCUGACGGAGGCGGCUAACCGGCACGUUGCCGAUGUCUGGCUGGGCGAGAUCAACUCGUCCACAGGAGUCAGCCGAAAGCAGCAGGGUGCAGAGGGCCAUGUCGACUAG